Cydia pomonella (codling moth) is the source of this 2358-nucleotide messenger RNA. It is a transcript of the gene TrpRS, whose product is annotated as tryptophan--tRNA ligase, cytoplasmic. Gene Ontology annotation, cellular component: cytoplasm. Gene Ontology annotation, biological process: tryptophanyl-tRNA aminoacylation. The record is from RefSeq and is a predicted model, not a curated record. The transcript has 9 exons. NCBI's taxonomy places the organism in Eukaryota, Metazoa, Arthropoda, Insecta, Lepidoptera, Tortricidae. The coding region runs from base 190 to 1407 and encodes 405 amino acids. Gene Ontology annotation, molecular function: ATP binding; tryptophan-tRNA ligase activity.
GGUAUUGCGGUACCUCGGCUCGGCGGCAGCUGUUCGUCACCGUUUCGGCAGUGAUUUGGAUCGAUGUUGCUUUUUCAGGAAAUUGCAUCAUAUUUCCCGCAGUGCACAAUCACAGUAUUCAAAAUAUCGAACCUUAUCAGUAUCACCCCAAGUAUCGAGUUAUUAAGAUAGUGUGUAGCUAGCUGAAUCAUGGCAGAAGACAAAGCACCCGAAGAACAGAUGAACAACCUGGCGGUGAAUGAUGAUGAUGAUGUGGUGGAUCCAUGGAAUGUCUCUGGCAAGUCAGAGACAGGCAUAGACUAUGACAAAUUGAUAAAAAGAUUUGGCAGUUCCAAGAUUGAUGAUGAAGUUAUACAAAGAUUUGAAAAGGUUACUGGAAAAAAAGCUCACCACUUACUGCGGCGUGGCAUAUUCUUCUCCCACCGUGACAUCCACAGCAUCCUCAACCUUGUAGAAGCUGGCAAGAAGUUCUAUCUCUACACUGGCAGAGGGCCAUCGUCGGACAGCAUGCAUCUCGGGCAUAUGAUUCCCUUCAUGUUCACUAAGUGGCUUCAAGACGUAUUCGACGUGCCCCUGAUCAUCCAGCUCACCGACGACGAGAAAGUGCUGUGGAGAGACAUUAAAGUGGAGCAGGCGCGGCAAAUGGCGUACAGCAACGCGAAAGACAUCAUUGCUGUCGGUUUCAGUCCGGAGAACACGUUUAUAUUCAAUGAUCUGGACUUUAUUGGACAGUGCCCAGCAUUCUACCAAAACAUGCUCCGUAUCCAAAAGUGCGUGACGUUCAACCAGGUGAAGGGCAUAUUCGGAUUCGGCGACUCGGACGUCAUCGGCAAGAUCACGUUCCCGUCCAUCGAGGCUGCGCCCGCGUUCUCCACCAGUUUUCCCUUUAUAUUCGACAAUAAAGUGGUCCCUUGCCUAGUCCCCUGCGCGAUCGACCAGGACCCCUACUUCCGCCUGACCCGCGACGUGGCCGCGCGCCUCAAGCUGCCCAAGCCCGCGCUGCUGCACUCCUCCUUCCUGCCCGCGCUGCAGGGCGCUCAGCACAAGAUGUCCGCCAGCGACCCCAACGCCUCCAUCUUCCUUAAUGACACUCCUAAGCAGAUUAAAAACAAGAUCAACAAGUACGCGUUUUCGGGCGGCCAGGCGACGGUAGAAGAGCACCGGGAGAAGGGCGGGAACACGGAAGUGGACAUCUCCUACAAGUACCUCACGUUCUUCCUGGAGGACGACGAACGGCUGGCGGAGAUAAAAAAAUCGUACGAAUCCGGGGAAAUGCUAACAGGCGAGCUGAAGAAAAUCGCCAUCGAUACCGUCACGCCCGUCAUCAGCGCCUACCAGGCGCGCCGCGCGCUCGUCACCGACCAGCUCAUGCAGGACUUCUUCCGGCUCAGGAAGAUCGGCUUCUGAACGGUUGUGGGGACGAGAUGUGGACUAAACAUUUUUGGGCUUUAUUGGACGGUUCACGUUAAAUGGUUUGAGUUUGGCCGCGUUAUGUUAUGACAAAUUGUUUAAGAUGUGAAGUCUAAGGAAAUUGUACCCCCGAAUUUAACAGCUGAAGCUGCUUUUGACAGAGCGACCGCAUAAUGUACAAGGCAGUGCAGCGCCAUCAACUUCACUUUAUCUCACACUUUACACAUCUAAACCUAUAUGUGACAUUAUCUAUGAAAAGGGACCUUAUUGUCGAUGGCGCUUCCGCCGUUAUAAAAGAUGCUCCGAUACAAAUACAACGCUGCGCGACGCAGUGCGACGUAAGCGCCAUCGACAAUAAGGUCCCUUUUCAUAGAUAAUGCCACAUAUAAUCUUUAGUUUAAGGAAUCUGAAUCUUCUAUACAGUAGCACAGUGAAUUUGAAAUAGAGGUGGAUUGUCCAAGAAAACUUUGUAGCCACAGUAAUAUACCUACUGCCAUCUUUCGACACAUGAUUAAAACUUUUAGAACGCCAUUUGACUUCGAUCCUUAUUAUUUCACUGAUAUGUGUUAAAUUUAUUAAAUACCAAAAAGUGGCGCCAUCUAAUAGAUCAAAGGCCAAAGGUAUGGCGGCAUGUUUCGAGCGAUGGCGCCACAACCCUUAGUCGAUGCCCGGUGAGAUGGCGCCAAUUUUUAUAAUGAACUAAUUUAACACAUAUCAGUGAAAGAAUAAGGAUCAAAGUCAAUUAAGGCGUUCUUAAAGUUUUAAUCAUGUGACGAAAGAUGGUAGUAAAUUUACUUUGGCUACAAAAUUUUCUUUGACAAUCCACCUCUAUUUCAAAUUCUCUUUCAGAGUAGUUACAAUAUACCAUUUGAUGUGAAUGUAAUACGAUCUGGAAAUGGUUAAGUGUGUUUGCUGGUAAUACUUAAAAUAAAUAUUUAUUUAUUGUUC